GUCGACCUGAUCGCGCCGAAGGUCAUGGCGCGGGGCGUCUACGGCUUCCCGUUUCCCGAUCCAACCAAAAUCGAGACCGCCGUGUCGUACCUCCGACACCGCUUCCACGUGGCGCUACAGCGGUGGCCGUUCCUCGCCGGCCAGGUCGUGCAGGACGAGGGCGACACGCAUCACAAGCUGGUCUUCUCGCACGAUCCCGACGACUUCAGCAUCAACAGCUUCCCCGACGAAGUUUUUGACUUCCAGGUCCUGGGGACGAGCGACUUUGCGUGGACAUACGACGAGCUCAGCAUGAACCGUGUCCUGCCGUCCGCUCUCACCAGGGGCGUGUUCUCUCUCGAGCCCGACAACCCGGCCGUGGGCCGGCCGAACUACCCUGCCGCGCUGCGGGUGUCCUUCAUCGACGGCGGCCUGCUGCUGUGUUUCUCGCUCGACCACCGCGUCGUCAACGGCGUGUCGGUCGUGCAGUUCGUCACCUUCUUCUCGAGCGCCGAGACAGCGGGGUUCGACGCCGCGUACUUUAACGACCUGCUGGAGCGCAGACAGGCCAUCAACACUAUCCAGGGUGGAACGGCGGUGGCCGACCUCGCCCACUUCCCCAAUCUCGACGUGCCCACAACAACACCCCUAGCGCCCCGCAACGCGAACCUGCCGAGCGUUGCGCGGAUCCUCGCCUUCUCGGCGGCAACAAUCGACAGCCUGCACGCCAAGUCGCUGCAGCACGUCAAACGAUGCCACGACGCGGCGGCGUUCCUCUCCAGGCCCGACGUGCUCGGCGGCCUGGUGUGGCAGCACGUGCUGCGCGCGCGGCGGCCGCGGCUGCAGCCCGACGAGACGGCGCGCUUCGCCAGCGCGUGCGACCUGCGCACGCGCAGUGCAGAUCCGAGCAUCACCGGGCCCCCGGCCUACUUUGGCAACAUGUUCGUGCGGUCGACGGCCAGCGGCACGGUGCGCGACCUCGCGCCCGCGGCCGAGGCGCGCCGCCCUGUCACGCUGCAGCGCGUGGCUGAGACGGCGUGGCUCGUCCGCCGCGGCGUCGCCACGCUCGGAGACCCGCAGGACGUGGCGGCCGCGGUGCGGUUGUGUGGUGUUGCUGGCAGCAGCAACGCGUUCACGUACGACCUCGACAAGGGUCGCACGGGGCUCAGCAAUUCCAUCACGACCCGCAUGGGCGCUGAUCUUGUGUUUGCCUACGUCCCGGGCGUGCGUCCCGGCCCCCCCGGCUGGGUUCGCAAGACGUACUCGCCUACCGAGGGCUCCAUGAACAUCCUGCCGCGCCGGGGCGGCGCCGCGGGCGCUGCCGACUGCGAGGUCUCUGUUGCGCUGCGGGUGGACGACAUGGACAGGAUUUGUGCUGCGCAGGAGCUGGGACAGUAU
This is a messenger RNA of Lasiosphaeria miniovina, 1377 nucleotides long. RefSeq lists its product as uncharacterized. The transcript has a single exon. The record is from RefSeq and is a predicted model, not a curated record. The annotation marks the transcript as partial. NCBI's taxonomy places the organism in Eukaryota, Fungi, Ascomycota, Sordariomycetes, Sordariales, Lasiosphaeriaceae.